AUCAAUUGCAUACUCUCAAAAUGGCGACUUCCGUAGACUCCGACCAAGUGAAAGAGGAAGUUAAAAGUGAAGAUGAAGAGUCAGAGACUGAUUCUGAUGAUUCUGAAGAGGAUGCUGAGCCAAGGCUAAGAUAUGAUAGAGUUACAAAUGACCUUGGUCAAAUACUGCAAAAAGAUUGUGCCAGCUGUAUGGCAGUACACUCUAAAUUUCUUGCAUUAGGGACACACUGGGGUACUAUACACAUUCUUGAUUACCUUGGCAACAAUAUACAGGGAAAGGAAUAUCAAGCACAUACAACAACAGUUAAUCAGAUAAGUGUUGAUGACAAUGGGGACUACAUUGCUAGCUGUUCUGAUGAUGGAAAGGUCAACAUCAUAGGACUGUACUCAGCUGAUGAUAACCAAGUGGUCAAUUUUGACCGUCCCGUCAAAUCUGUGGCUAUCGAUCCUUUCUUCUAUAAGUCAAGUAGUAAACAAUUUGUGACUGGUGAUGACAAGCUCAUUCUGAACGAGAGAGGGUUUUUGCGGAGUCACAAGACGCGCGUUCUACAUCAAGGGGAAGGUGCCAUCAGACAGAUCAAGUGGAAAGGAGAACUUGUAGCGUGGGCUAAUGAUUUUGGUGUGAAGGUGUAUGAUUUGAACUCAAAAGUGAGAAUAACAUCCAUAGCCAAAGAUCACAACCAUAGGCCUGAUCUAUACCAGUGUAAUCUCUAUUGGCAAGAUGAAAGAAGACUUCUGAUUGGUUGGGCUGAUACUGUCAAAGUAUGUUUGGUGAAGGAUAGAGUUACACAUGAUGUAAGAGAUUUACCUCCUAGAUAUGUAGAAAUCGUGGCCAUGUUUAACACUCGGGAUUUUAUGAUAUGUGGAAUUGCCUCCCUUGAAUAUCAUGUGGUUCUCCUUACUUAUGAUAAACCGCCACCAGCACAACAACAGGAGGGAAACAAGAGUCUGUCAAAUCGUCCAAAUCUACGGAUAGUGGAUGCUUUUAUGGAAUACUUUGAAGAGGUGUCAAAUGAUGCCCUGUCAAUCAGAGGUUAUCAACAUUACAGGUGUAACGAUUAUCAUCUAGGAAAUAUGUGUAUGAAUGAGAAUGUAAAGGAGGACAAUUUAUUCUAUAUUAUAAGUCCGAAGGAUGUUGUUGUUGCUAGACCUAGAGAUAUGGACGAUCAUAUCACAUGGCUCAUUAGACAUGAAGAUUUUGAGGAAGCUAUGAAUGCUGCAACUUUAAAUAGUAAAGAAUUAAAGAGACAUACAUUCCAGGACAUAGGGAGACAGUUCUUGAAUUACCUUAUAGAACAGAAUAGGUUUGAAGAUGCUGCCAAACUUUGUGUGAAGAUAUUUGGUAGGAACAAAGAACUGUGGGAAGCAGAGGCAUACAAGUUUGCUAAAAUGGGCCAGCUUAAGUGUUUAGCCCCAUUCUUACCUCAAGAAGAUCCGAUGCUGAGUCCUGCAAUAUAUGAGAUGGUUCUGAAUGAUUUUCUACAAACUAACUGUAAGGUGUUUCUGCAGUUGGUAAAAGAGUGGCCGCAUACACUGUACAACAUCCAGGCUGUUAUCAAAGUGGUGAUAGAUAAAUUAGAUAGGGAUAGAAACAACAGAGAUCUCUUACACGCUCUAGCUGAAUUGCAUGGAUAUGAGAGAGCAUUUGAUAAAGCAUUGGCCAUAUAUUUGAAAUUGAAAGACAGGGAUGUUUUUGUGUUGAUUCAUAAACAUAACUUGUUUGAGUCUGUCAGUGAUAAAAUUGUCCAGUUGAUGGAAUUUGACCAGGAAGCUGCUGUUACUAUGCUCUUAAACAACUUAGAUAAAAUACCUGUUGAGAAAGUCGUACCACAGCUAGAGAAGAAACCAAAAUAUUUGUAUAUAUACCUUGACAAGCUAGCGAUGAAAGACCAGCAGUUGAUUAAGUCAUACGCUACACAGAUGGUAAAGUUAUAUGCAGAAUUUGAUCGUCCAAAACUUCUCCCUUUCCUGCGUGGCAGUGUGCAAUAUAACCUAGAUUCUGCCUUGAAGGAAGUUAAAGUGCGAGAAUUUAAACCUGAGCUUGUUUUCUUGUUAGGUCGUACAGGAGACAUGAAAACAGCAUUAAAGAUUAUUGUGGAUGAACUUCAUGAUGUGGAUCAGGCAAUAGAGUUUUGUAAGGAGCAUAACGACACAGAAUUAUGGGAGGAUCUGAUACAAUAUUCAUUGGACAAACCAAAUUUUAUCACCGGUUUGUUGAACAAUAUUGGGACCCAUGUUGACCCAAUUAUUCUUAUACGAAGAAUACAGACUGGAAUGGAGAUCCCAGAACUUAGAGAUUCCCUUGUGAAGAUUUUACAAGAUUAUAAUCUUCAGAUUUCUCUUAGAGAGGGGUGUAAGAAAAUACUGGUCGCUGAUAGCUUUGGUUUGAUGAAUAGACUGGUUAAAACACAAAAGAAAGCAAUAUCUGUAGACACUAGCCAUGUCUGUACAGUUUGUCAUGAAAAGAUUCUAGUCACAGAAACCCGUCAUGCCAGUGAUGUCCUAGUGUUCUUCUGCAGUCAUGCUGCCCAUGAGCUUUGCCUUAACACUGCAAUGGAAACUUGUCCAAUAUGUACAACACAAAGGAGAGGACCUGGUAGAAGUGCUAUGAUUAGAAAAUAAACCUAUGCCAUACUUAAAUAAUAUGAACAUUCACAAUACCAUACCCAUUAAUGUAUGUGGAAAAAAUCUGAAAAAAAAAACUAUUUAAGGACAUUUACCACACCAUAGGCGAUAAAGUCUUUAGAAGAAGACUGUAAAAAGCCUUUCCAUUACUUUAAAAUGAUAUGUCUGUUUACAUAUAUUAGGUGAUAACGUCUGUGGAAGUAGCCUGAAAAAAAUAUUCCUUUGCCAUACUAUUAAAUGGACAUUGACCAUUACAUAUGACAUUAGCCUAUUAAACCAUGAUGCUGAUAAAUCAAUGUUAUUAUAAACAUUUCUUUCUUGAAUAUUUUGUUUAGAAUUUUCUUUAUAUUAUUUCACUAUACUCUUAUUACACUUUUAUUUAUCUCUGCUAUGUUCAUGUAUUUUAUAUUAAUAAUAAAUCUGUUGAAAACUUUUAAA
Messenger RNA from Ruditapes philippinarum (Manila clam), 3062 nucleotides. RefSeq names its product vacuolar protein sorting-associated protein 41 homolog. Bases 21 to 2621 code for a protein of 866 amino acids. Gene Ontology annotation, biological process: cellular response to starvation; vesicle-mediated transport; protein targeting to vacuole. The record is from RefSeq and is a predicted model, not a curated record. The transcript is spliced from 27 exons. Gene Ontology annotation, cellular component: late endosome; HOPS complex. NCBI's taxonomy places the organism in Eukaryota, Metazoa, Mollusca, Bivalvia, Venerida, Veneridae. Gene Ontology annotation, molecular function: protein binding.